This is a messenger RNA of Aspergillus calidoustus, 4293 nucleotides long. The record is from the annotation of a GenBank genome assembly. NCBI's taxonomy places the organism in Eukaryota, Fungi, Ascomycota, Eurotiomycetes, Eurotiales, Aspergillaceae.
AUGGCGUCUAUUGCACGAGGCAGGCCAUCACGGCGCUCCGCCGCCGCGCGGAAGAGCUAUGUGGCCGAAGAAACAUCAGAAUCAGAGGACCCGGGCAACGUUACCCCCACCCCAUCCCAUCAUGACGAGGAGGACGAAGAGGCCGAAGAAGAAUACACGCCGGUACCAAAGAAGUCGGCUGCACCAAAGAGAGCAUCACGCCGACGAACGACGUCCGAGGCCCCGGCCGCACAAGCUCCCCGCAGAUCGCGACGGUCGAAGACGGCAGAGACAAUGGAGACCUCUAUGAUCGCGGAUGUGAGCGAGGAAGGCGACUCCGUCGCUACCGCGCAAGAUGAAUCCGAAUCCUCCUCACCGAACACGGCGAUUAAGCGCAAGAGUAUGGGGCAUGAAGAGCCCGAAUCGCCUUCACGUACCGCGGCAAUGAAAAGAAAAAAGCCUUCGCUUUCGCCGCAGCCUCAACCGCGUUCCCAGCGAGAUAGUGUUCCCCCGCUCGCCGAUAUCACGGAUUCCGCGGUGAACCAGACCCCAGCGAAGCCCGCCGAGGAUCCGAAGUCGCAGAUCUCCAUCAUCAACCCGAAUACCACCAUCUUAGAGAAGCCGAUGGACAUCAUGCUAAAGUCGCGGACCCUCGGGCCUAGCGUGCCUGAGGAGCCUCAAGGUCCCAAGAGUCGCCUCAUGAUUACUACGUUAGUUCUCAAUAACUUCAAGAGUUACGCAGGAAAACAAGUAGUAGGGCCGUUCCACGCUUCGUUCUCCUCCGUCGUCGGCCCCAACGGAUCCGGAAAAUCAAACGUUAUCGACGCGUUGCUAUUUGUCUUCGGAUUUCGAGCCAGCAAAAUGCGACAGGGCAAGAUAUCCGCUUUGAUCCACAACUCUGCCAGUCACCCGGACCUUCCAUUCUGUGAAGUCGAGGUUUAUUUCCAAGAAAUCAAUGAUCUCCCCGGUGGAGAGCAUGAGGUUGUACCAGAUUCCCAACUGAUUAUCUCUCGCAAGGCGUUUAAGAACAACACCAGCAAAUAUUACAUGAACGGCAAAGAGACGAACUUUACAGCGGUCACUACCUUGCUUCGUGAGCGCGGAAUUGAUCUCGACCAUAAACGUUUCUUGAUUCUUCAGGGUGAAGUCGAGUCCAUUGCCCAGAUGAAACCCAAGGCCGCCAAUGAACACGAAGACGGGCUUCUAGAAUACCUAGAGGAUAUCAUCGGCACUUCUAAGUAUAAGCAGCCAAUCGAGGAAGCCGCGGCGGAACUGGAAACACUCAACGAUGUGUGUGUUGAGAAGAACAACCGCGUUCAACAUGUUGAGAAGGAGAAAACCGCCCUGGUGGACAAGAAAGACAAAGCUCUCGCCUAUAUUCGGGAAGAAAACGAGCUCUCUCAGAAACAGUCGGCAUUGUACCAGAUCUACAUCGAUGAGUGUGCGGAUAAUCUUCGUGUCACGGAAGAAGCAAUCCUUCAGAUGCAGGAGCUUCUGAAUCUUGAGCUCGAGAAACACGAAGGAAGCGAGUCGGGAAUCAAAGAGCUGGAAAAGGCGUACAAGCGCGCAACAAAGGAGUACGAGCGCAUGGAGAAGGAGGUUCAGGAACUAGCGAAAGGAAUGGCCAAGUAUGACAAGGAAUCUGUGAAGUUCGAGGAAAAGAAAAAGUUCUUGGUGGGAAAGCAGAAGAAGCUGGAAAAGACCAUGAACACUGCUCGCCUUGCCGCUUCUGAAUGUCAGAGCUUGGUUAAGAAGCACACUGACGACAUUGAGAAGAAGAGCAAAGAGACUGCGGAACUCGAGAAAGAAGUUGAAGUCGAGGAGGAAGAACUUUCUAGCAUCCGUGAAAGCCUCAAGGGCAAGACGCAAGGCCUGUCAGAUCAGAUCUCCGCAAAACAGAAGUCACUCGAACCUUGGGACGAAAAGAUUAACCAAAAACAAUCUGCACUUGCUGUCGCCCAAAGUGAACUCGACAUUCUCAAGGAGAAAAGCAACGCUGGAGCAGUUUUACUCUCAGAAGCACAGUCCAAGAUCUCAUCCAUCGAAGAGCAUAUCGCUACGAAAGAGGAGGACCUGGAGGAAUGCAAAGCGCAACGGUCCACUCUAGAUGAGGAAGUGGCUCAACUCAAGCACGACCUGAAGAAAUACAGCGCUAGAGAGCCCGAGGUCCGCUCACAUGUCUCGAGUGCUCGGCAAAAAGCUGAGGAGGCUAGAGCUACUGUUGCGAGCACACAGAACCGUGGUAGCGUGUUGACAGGGCUUAUGCGUCUCAAGGAAUCUGGCCGUAUUGAAGGAUUCCACGGUCGACUUGGAAAUCUCGGUACAAUUGAUGAGCAAUACGACGUCGCUAUCUCAACAGCUUGUCCUGCACUUGAGAACAUGGUUGUGGACACGGUAGAGGUCGGACAACAAUGCAUUGACUACCUGCGAAAGAACAACCUUGGCCGUGCCAACUUUAUCCUUCUAGACCGACUUCCGAAGCGAGACCUGUCUACAAUAUUCACACCUGAGAAUGUUCCGCGCCUCUUUGAUCUAGUCAAGCCCAAGGACCCCAAGUUUGCUCCCGCUUUCUACAGUGUGAUGCAAAAUACGCUUGUUGCAAAAGACCUAGAGCAAGCCAACCGAAUUGCCUACGGUGCCCGACGGUGGAGAGUAGUCACUCUCGACGGUCAGCUCAUCGAUACUUCGGGUACGAUGAGUGGUGGCGGUACUCGUGUUGCUCGCGGGGCGAUGUCGUCAAAACAAGUCGGCGAUAUUAGCAAGGAGCAAUUGGUCCAGAUGGAAAGCGACCUUGAGGAGAUGGAAAAGAAAUUCCAGCACUUCCAAGAGAAACAGCGACGAGUGGAGGCAGCUCUGCGAGAAAAGACCGAGGAGAUUCCCCGAGCCGAGACCAAGAUCCAGAAGAUCAUGAUUGAGAUUGAUAGUGCGAAGCGCAGUCUUGCCGAUGCCCAGCGACGUGUCCAGGAGUUGAGCAAAGCGCACGUACCUUCCAAGACUGACGCAGGACGAGUCAAGGCCCUGGAGCAACAGAUUGCUUGCCUCGAGGAGGAGAUUGAGGACCUCCGUUCACAGAAGAGUGGAAUUGAAGAAGAUAUCCAGGCUCUUCAGAACAAGAUCAUGGAAGUUGGUGGUGUCAGACUGCGCGGUCAAAAGGCCAAGGUCGACGGGCUCAAGGAACAGAUUCGCCUCCUCUCCGACGAAAUUUCAAAUGCCGAGGUUGGCAAGUCAAAGAACGAGAAGCUCAUCAAGAAGCAUGAAAAAGCUCGCGCAGAUUCUGAACUGGAGCUUGCCCACGUGGCUGAAGAGCUCGAGAAGUUGAACGAGGAUGUCGCCAACCAAGCCAGUGACGCGUCUGGGUGGAAGGACAAGGUGGACGAGGCGCAAGAAGCCCUAGACACCAAGAAGCUCGAGCUCAAGAGUCUCAAAUCUGAACUGGACGAGAAGGUGGCUGAGUUGAACGAAACCCGUGCAACGGAGAUUGAGAUGCGCAAUAAGCUUGAGGAGAACCAGAAGGCCUUGACAGAGAACGAGAAGCGAAGUCGCUACUGGCAGGAGAAGCUCUCCAAGCUGACAUUACAGAACGUUAGCGACUUGGGCGAGGAACAGCAGCCUACUGAAUUCCAGACGUUCACAAAAGAUGAAUUGUCCGAGAUGAACAAGGAUUCGUUGAAGGCAGCCAUUGCAGCUUUGGAAGAGAAGACACAAAACUCGUCAAUAGACCUUUCGGUUAUCGAGGAGUACCGCCGCAGGGCUGCAGAGCAUGAGUCGCGUUCUGCUGACCUGGCAACUGCAUUGGCCACACGCGAUAGCGCCAAAGCUCGCCUUGACGGACUUCGGUCGGCUCGUCUCAACGGCUUCAUGGAGGGCUUCGGUAUUAUCUCCCUCCGCUUGAAGGAGAUGUACCAGAUGAUCACCAUGGGAGGAAAUGCGGAGUUGGAGCUGGUGGACUCUCUUGACCCGUUCUCGGAAGGUAUCCUGUUCUCUGUGAUGCCGCCGAAGAAGAGUUGGAAAAACAUCGGAAACUUGUCUGGUGGUGAGAAGACGCUUUCCAGUCUGGCACUGGUCUUUGCACUGCACCACUACAAACCCACACCAUUGUACGUCAUGGACGAGAUCGACGCUGCCUUGGAUUUCCGAAAUGUCUCCAUUGUCGCCUCGUACAUCAAGGAGAGGACGAAGAACGCUCAGUUUAUAGUCAUCUCCCUCAGAAACAACAUGUUCGAACUUGCAUCUCGCCUCGUCGGAGUCUACAAGGUCAGCCACAUGACCAAGAGCGUGACGAUCGAGAACAGAGACUACAUUAGAGGACGAUAA